CGGAAACCCGGGCCCCAAGGCUGCGCCUAACGGGCGGUGAGAGCCGAGGAGCAGGCCGAGGCCUGCGGGAGGAUGCAGUUCCCCGAGUGCCCGAUUCCUGUCCGGGCUGGGAUGCAGCUCCGGUGACGACGGUGUCGUGUGUGGAUGGCUCCCGUCUGAAGGGCGACGGGAGCGGGAACACCGCGGGGCUGCUUCCCCUGUCCGACUCUAUUUUGUGGGUUAGUGAGGAGCACUCAGUUUUCGUGCUGGCUCCUGUUGGUUUCUCCAGGGCUUCAGACCCCAGCUUACACUACACGUAGCAGAGGUUGUGUCUGUUUUGUUUACUGUCACCCUGCGCACCUGCGCGUGGCAGGCACAACACAACAGUGAGGAUACUUGGGAAGCCGGGUGAGGUCUGGAAAGAGCUUUGGAGCCAGGUCUGUCUAGGUUCCAAACUUGGCCCCGUCUAUUAUUAGCCUGGUAGCCUUGGUGGGACGCUUUGGCUGCCACAUUGAAAGGGGCCGUAAUAGUGCAACCUUGCCUGUCAAAGGUAUAUGGAGCACCUUGCACUGGGCGGCACAUGGUAGAUGUUCAGAUGUUCAGGAGUUGUUUUUUGGAUGUCAUCUCCCAAGAAAGUUCUCCAGUUCAUUAAGCAUGUCCUCUGCCAGGCUGUGCCAGGCAUUGGGUAGACAGAGACCAGUAUCCCACCCGCACUAGGAGCUCACAGUUGAGAGUACAUAUGUAGACAGUAGUAGACUAAUGCCCUGAACGUUGGUGUCCUCAAGUUGUGGAGGGAGCAUCCCUUAACCCAAACUGGAGGUCCAAGGGAGGCUUUCUAGAAGAGAAGCUUGAACUGAGUCUUGAAAGGGGAGCCCCUCUGGAUCAAGCUAUGCUGAAAAAUGUUCCGGAAAGGCAAAAAACGGCACAGUAGUAGCAGUUCCCAAAGCAGUGAAAUCAGUACUAAGAGCAAGUCUGUGGACUCCAGCCUUGGGGGCCUCUCUCGAUCCAGCACUGUGGCCAGCCUGGACACAGAGUCCACCAAAAGCUCAGGACAAAGCAACAGUAAUUCAGAUACCUGUGCAGAAUUUCGAAUAAAGUAUGUUGGUGCCAUUGAGAAGCUGAAACUCUCUGAGGGAAAAAAUCUUGAAGGGCCACUAGACCUGAUAAAUUACAUAGAUGUUGCUCAGCAAGAUGGAAAGUUGCCUUUUGUUCCUCUGGAGGAAGAGUUUAUUAUGGGAGUUUCCAAGUAUGGUAUAAAAGUAUCAACGUCAGAUCAGUAUGACGUUUUACAUCGGCAUGCUCUGUAUUUAAUCAUCCGGAUGGUGUGUUACGAUGAUGGUCUGGGGGCAGGAAAAAGCUUAUUGGCUCUGAAGACCACAGAUGCCAGCAAUGAAGAGUACAGCCUGUGGGUUUAUCAGUGCAGCAGCCUGGAGCAAGCGCAAGCAAUCUGCAAAGUUUUAUCCACCGCCUUUGACUCUGUAUUGACAUCUGAGAAGUCCUAAAUUCUACAGUCAAGUGGAAGUCGACCUCACGUGACACCUGUUUUCUGUAGUUUUCAAUUUGCAACGUUGAACUAUUAUGAAAAUAUGAAGUGAUCCCUUGCUCUAGAUUUUCUGAAGAAAAUACAAUGUAUAAAACAUCAAUCAUUUGUUUUUCUAUUAAAAUGUGUCUUAUUAAUAAUGA
Pteropus alecto (black flying fox) is the source of this 1662-nucleotide messenger RNA. It is a transcript of the gene ITGB1BP1, whose product is annotated as integrin subunit beta 1 binding protein 1. The coding region runs from base 879 to 1481 and encodes 200 amino acids. The record is from RefSeq and is a predicted model, not a curated record. Lineage: Eukaryota; Metazoa; Chordata; Mammalia; Chiroptera; Pteropodidae. The transcript is spliced from 7 exons. Gene Ontology annotation, molecular function: integrin binding. Gene Ontology annotation, cellular component: lamellipodium; cell periphery; cytoskeleton. Gene Ontology annotation, biological process: negative regulation of focal adhesion assembly; negative regulation of substrate adhesion-dependent cell spreading.